AGUCGAGCGUUUGUUCGAUUUGUUGGUCAAAUAAUUUGUCUCUGUCUGGGCUGGAGAAUAAAUACAAUAUAUUUAUUUUACAAAAAAUAUCGCCAAACAAACAAUAAUCUCGGACUCGGUGCAUAACUGAGAGUCUUUGACGCUGCACGGUAGGUCAAUCUGAAAAAUAAUGGUGUGAUAAACAAGUUCGAACGUUUGGAGAUAAACAAUCACAAUAGCUAACGUUAGCUAGAUAGUGCUAACUUUUAGCCUAGUUCAGCGUGCUAAUGGUAGUCUAGCUAGGAUCAGUGGCUUAAUCUAACGGUGUUUGAAAGUGGCGUUCAUGUUGGCUCUCUUGUCUUGAACUACGUUAGUUAACUAUUAAUGCCUGGCUAGCUAACGUUAGCUUUAUAGCUAGCUAGUGCAACGAGCACUCAGUUCUGACGACUAGUUAGCUAACGUUAGCUGUCUACAACAUCGAUUAGUAUUUAUUGAGCAGACUAGUAACGUUAGAGCUCUAAUACGAAAUUCCAAGAAAUCCGCAUAUUUCCUCUGCUUCAUCGGCUACUUACAAGAUACAUGAAAGUGACAAGCGUAACGUUAGUUAUGGGAUGGAAGUGAUGUUCACACGUUCUGAGGCCUUCUGUCAAUGGGCUUAGUUUACAGAUAAUGACAUCAAUAAACAAUGCCAACAGGUUUUUUGAUGAUACUAUAUACACAACAAGCACGACAGAAGAUAAAUCGAGAUUUAAUGAACCAGCUGGUCAAGUCUCCACACAAAACGACCCAAAUAGCUAGGUACAAUUUCCAGAAAUCAAAGCAAUGCCAUGAAUCUGAGGUGUUGAGUUUAUAUACAGAACGCAGUAUCAUAGAGUUGUGGUUCCCAACCUUUUUUGGUUACUGUACCACCAACUGAAUUUUGCUCUGCCCUGAGUACCGCUGAGGUCAAGUGAAUUUUACCAGUAGGCCAAGUACCCCCUGUGGAUAGGCCAAGUACCCCCAGGAGUCCUAGUACCCCUGGUUGGGAACCACUGUCAGAGAGGAUCUGUGUGUGUUCAGAUGACCAGUAUGUUAGCUACAAUGUUUGUGAAUGUAUGUCCAUGCUGUAUCUUUUCUGGGGUGAACCUACAGAAUGAAACGUAAAUAAACAGAACAAAACGAGGAGGGACCUACCUGCAUUUGUCCGAUAGAAACUCACAUUUUUGUUGCAAAGCGUUUUGUUUUGCAACAUGUUUGCUACAGUGUCCGAAUAAUGAGUAGGCCUACUACGUCCCUGUUGUAGGGCAGCAGGUAGUCUAGCGGUUAAGAGCAUUGGGCUAGUAACCGAAAGGUUGCUGGUUCGAAUCCGUGAGCCGGCUAGGUGAACAAUCUGUAGAUGUGCCCUUGAGCAAGGCACUUAAACCUAAUUGCUCCUCUACGUUGCUCUGCAUAAGAGUGCCCGCUAAAUUACUGAACUAUAAAUGUGUUCCUUCGCAGACAUGGACCAGGACUAUGAGUGUCGGCUGCUCAGGCAGAUUAACAUCCAGAACGAGAACGCCAGCCCUUUAGUAAGUGCAUAGACUUUAUAAAAGGUAUUGUCUGUACUGUGUAUUAUUCUGUAUUGGCUUGUGUUGCACAAUAUCAUUCUGUAUUGAGAUGGUAUAUGAUGUUCUUAUGUUGGCAUCUUGCAAGCAAGACAUCUUAGAAUUUAAACCUCAAAGGAUAAAGGUCUAAAUGUAUUUGUCUGAAUUGGUUGGCACACUCAGCUGACAGCAUAAUGUUCAGGGAUUUCAAGAGUGAGUUUUAGUUCAGUUGAUGGGACAUAGCGUACAGUCAUCUAUCCAGAGAUACAAAUCCCCUGAAAGUAGGUCAGGUGUACCAGUAGGCUGUACUAGAGAACCAGUUUGUGCACAAUUUUUUUGCUAAACUGUAUGAGACAUGCAAUUAGCCUAAGCAGAGAACACUGUCAGUUUUUGAAGUUGACAGCUACUGAACAAAGACUAUAUCGAUUUUUUCAGAUUAGCUUGACAAUAGUCUGAUACUGGCUCCUCCAUUACAUGUAUAAUAACAAAACUGCUUUGUGAAGACUAAAGAGGGUGUUUACCCAUGUGUGACAUGAGGGCUUUGCUGUCUAUCACAGUGUGUGAAGUCUAAAAGCGGCGGUUUUAUUCAAAUAGUCGCUCUGUCAGAUUCUCUGGUGUUUUGUCUGCAUUUAAACCACCUCUCUGAUUGACCCCUCCUGUUUACUUUACGUCAAGUUUUACCCCUCCCCUCUCCCUGUGGAAACCCAUUAGAAAAUAGGCCUAGGCUACAUCUUAGAGUAUUCCUUUCAAUUGUAUCUCUAUUGAACACCUAAUCUGUGAUUCACGAAACCCCAUUAAUUAAUUGUUUAUCUCGCUUGGGCUUUGUGGAUCUCAUGCACUAUUAAUGUGCAAUGAUUGUGGUUUAUGUCUGUCUUGUGGUUAAAUUUUCCUCUCUGUGGACGAGUCCCCCUCUGACCCUAUAUCCCCUCUCUCUCCCAAUGAAGAAGGCCAUAGAUGCAGUACGAGCGCUGACACCCACCAACUCCCCCCUGUCGUCACCAAGCAAACAUGGCGACCGCUUCAUCCCCUCCCGUGCCGGCGCCAACUGGAGCGUCAACUUCCACCGCAUCAACGUGAGUCCCCCGCAAUGCACCCUGGGAUUAUGUCUUGUGACCCAUGUUUUACAUCUGUUGUGUUGAUUGUGUCACUUGCUGGGUUUCUGUUUUUUGUCACCCUGAUAAAGGUUGUUGGAGCCGCACCGCGGCGGUGCGUUUUUUUUAUUCUUGCUAUGCAUUAAACAAUAAAGGCUUUUAAAAUUGUUCCACUACAUGAGAGUGCCUUGAUUACUUCUGGAAGUUUGUUGGUUGCAAAGGCUUUUCCGGCAUUGUUUACUAUCCAGCAUCAAAUAGUUAUUGUUCUAUAGUAUUUCAUCCCAUGAUUAAAGAGCACCUCAUGGAUGAACUAUAAACCAAUGAAGCGCUCCUCUACUGUCUCUACAUAUUAAUCACUGUUAAUGUUGUUGUGUAGGAGAACGAGAAGUCUCUCAAUCAGAACAGGAAGACAAAGGAUGGUACAACAGACACUAGCAAAGGUAAGCCUCUUGACUCUUUAGAGCUUGUUGUAUAUAUUGUGUUUCUGUAGUGUACAUUCAUUCUGUUUUACUCAUUCAUACUCAUUAAAAUCGAGAUUAACAUACCUCUCCCUCCCUGCUCUAGCGGACGGCCUGGCGUACUCUGCCCUACUGAAGAACGAGCUGCUGGGGGCGGGCAUAGAGAAGGUCCAAGACCCCCAAUCAGAGGACCGCCGCCUCCAGCCCUCCACCCCCGCCAAGAGGAGCCUCUUCAGUGUACUUAACAUAGGCCCUUAUACAUUCUGGUGGAAUAGCGUCUUUUUCAAAGCUACCAGGGGUAGUGUAUUGUGUGUAUGCUGCAGUUAGCCACUUUUGAAUUUGUGUUAGUCGUACAACAUGUUACCUUUGAUACUAAAUAUGCCAGUUGUGUGUGUUUACAGUAUUCUGUCAGUGCCAAGCGAUCUCUACCCGAGGAUGGCAACACAGUCUCUCCAUACUCCCUGUCUCCUGUUAGCAGCAACAGGUAACAUUUACAUUUACAUUUUAGUCAUUUAGCAGACGCUCUUAUCCAGAGCGACUUACAGGAGCAAUUAGGGUUAAGUGCCUUGCUCAAGGGCACAUUAACGUCAUUUAGCAGACGCUCUUAGCCAGAGCGACUCACAAAUUGGUGCGUUCACCCUAUAGCCAGUGGGAUAACCACUUUACAAUUUGGGGCGGGGGGGGGGGGGGGGUGUUAGAAGGAAUACUUUAUCCUAUGGUGAGUGACUCCGCUGUCCUGGCGUCGUGAGGGAGCUUGUUCCACCAUUGGGGUGCCAGAGCAGCAAACAGUUUUGACUGGGCUGAGCGGGAGCUAUGCUUCCGCAGAGGAAGGGGAGCCAGCAGGCCAGAGGUGGAUGAACGCAAUGCCCUCGUUUGGGUGUAGGGACUGAUCAGAGCCUGAAGGUACAGAGGUGCCGUUCCCCUCACUGCUCCAUAGGCAAGCACCAUGGUCUUGUAGCGGAUGCGAGCUUCAACUGGAAGCCAGUGGAGUGUGCGGAGGAGGGGGGUGACGUGAGAGAACUUGGGAAGGUUGAACACCAGACGGGCUGCGGCAUUCUGGAUGAGUUGUAGGGGUUUAAUGGCACAGGCAGGGAGGCCAGCCAACAGCGAGUUGCAGUAGUCCAGACGGGAGAUGACAAGUCCCUGGAUUAGGACCUGUGCCGCUUCCUGUGUAAGGCAGGGUCGUACUCUCCGAAUGUUGUAGAGCAUGAACCUGCAGGAGCGGGUCACCGCCUUGAUGUUGGCGGAGAACGACAGGGUGUUGUCCAGGGUCACGCCUAGGCUCUUCGCACUCUGGGAGGAGGACACAGCGGAGUUGUCAACCGUGAUGGCGAGAUCAUGGAACGGGCAGUCCUUCCCCGGGAGGAAGAGCAGCUCCGUCUUGCCAGGGUUCAGCUUGAGGUGGUGAUCCGUCAUCCAUACUGAUAUGUCUGCCAGACAUGCAGAGAUGCGAUUCGCCACCUGGUUAUCAGAAGGGGGAAAGGAGAAGAUUAGUUGUGUAUCGUCAGCGUAGCAAUGAUAGGAAAGGCCAUGUGAGGAUAACCACCACCUUCACUUACUCUUUGGUUUUAUAUUAUAUGGCAAACAGUGGUGUUCUAGCUCUCCUCUCCCUCUCAUUCCAUUAUAAUGAUAUUCCUCUGGGUUAAGAAUGAUUUUCUGUGUCACAUUGAAUCCAUCUUGUCUCUUUGUGUCCCUCCUUGUAGUCAGAAGCUGUUACGGUCGCCAAGGAAACCCACGCGUAAGAUCUCUAAGAUCCCCUUCAAGGUGCUUGAUGCUCCGGAGCUGCAGGAUGACUUCUACCUCAACCUGGUGGACUGGUCCUCCCUCAACGUCCUCAGUGUCGGCCUGGGAACCUGCGUCUACCUCUGGAGCGCCUGCACCAGCCAGGUGUGUGUGUGUGUGUGUGUGUUACCACACUGAAAUCAGUAACCACCUACUCGCUGUUAGAAACAGUCUACUAUUUGACAUUGUCUCCAUUUAUUGCGAAGGCCUCUCUCUGCGAGUUGGAAAUUGACAAUCUAUCAAUUGUGUAUUUUGGUCUUUAGGUGACACGUCUGUGUGACCUGUCAGUGGAAGGGGGACUCUGUCACGUCAGUGGGCUGGUCAGAGAGGGUGAGUCUGUCAUGUACACCCCUUAUCCACAGUCCACCCUAUAUUCCUGGGGCUCUGUAGUCCUGUUUCUAUCUAUAGGUUUCAGGGGGUGGGAUGGAUAUGCCCUGAUACCAUGUGGGUCCAAUUAUUGUACUCUUCUGUGUGUUUACUCUUCUGUGUGUGUGUGUGUGUGUGUGUGUGUGUGUGUGUGUGUGUGUGUGUGUGUGUGUGUGUGGUUUCUCCAGGGGAACUUAGUAGCAGUGGGGACUCAUAAGGGCUAUGUACAGAUCUGGGAUGCGGCAGCAGGGAAGAAGCUGUCUGUACUGGAGGGGCACACAGCCAGAGUGGGUGAGUAAGAGGAGACUGGCUGUCUUAGAGAGAAGACGAGACUGGCUGUCUUAGAGAGAAGAGGAGAGCUUCUCCUCAGAGACAGAGGAACGCUAGUGCUGCAACCAUAGAAUAUCAUUUCUAGUAAUUCUAUUGCUAUGGCUUCAUCAUUAAAUAUUUAUCCUUUAGUCAAAACAACUAUGAAAACUGAGUGCAUUUCAGCUGUUUUUAUAUUUUGUUGCUGAAUCUUUUUCUCUAGGUGCGUUGGCGUGGAAUGCCGACCAGUUGUCGUCUGGCAGUCGUGAUAGGGUUAUCCUGCAGAGAGACAUCCGAGCCCCGCCCCUCCAGUCAGAACGCCGUCUCCAGGGACACCGACAGGAAGUCUGCGGCCUCAAGUGGAGCACAGACCACCAGCUACUGGCCUCAGGGGGAAACGACAACAAGGUACAGACAGCACAGACCACCAGCUUCUGAUGUCAGUGGAAUUAAAAGACAAACACAAAUCUCUUGAAUAACUACUGUACACUCCUGCUUUUAUCCUUAUCUUAUGGCAUUAUCUUCCCAGGUAACUAACAAUCCCUCUCCUCCCCAUAGCUGCUGGUGUGGAACCACUCCAGUGUUCUCCCGGUGCAGCAGUACACGGAGCACCUGGCAGCAGUGAAGGCCAUCGCCUGGUCCCCCCAUCAGCAUGGCCUGCUGGCGUCUGGAGGGGGCACGGCCGACCGCUGCAUCCGUUUCUGGAACACCCUGACAGGCCAGCCCUUGCAGUGCACCGACACAGGCUCCCAGGUCUGCAACCUGGCUUGGUCCAAGCACACCAACGAACUGGUACGUAGUUAGGGGGUGGUUUUUGGUGUCAUUCUGUGGGAAACAUGAACAAAAAUAUGAAGUAUGAAAUGUGAUAUUUUCCAGACAUGGAUGGGCCCUUUUAAAGGAAAUAAUUUGGACUCCUAAACAUUUGUAACUAAAAUCCUUUUUACCUCCAGGUAAGCACACACGGCUACUCCCAGAACCAGAUCUUGGUGUGGAAGUACCCCUCCCUCACACAGGUGGCCAAACUCACAGGCCACUCCUACAGAGUGCUCUACCUGGCAAUGUCCCCAGACGGAGAGGCCAUCGUCACAGGAGCCGGAGACGAGACACUGCGCUUCUGGAACGUCUUCAGCAAGAUGAGGUCCACCAAGGUAGCCAGACACCUCAUAUUGAUUGGGAACAUAGAUUUUUGUGCCGCCUGUGCCCCAUAUGAAGUCUACCUUUCAAAUGAUCUUAUUACAAUACCAACCCAAUAAGCAAAACCACUGUCUCAUUUGGGAAACUGAUAUAGAAGAUUGUAGUGUUUUAGAGAACUGACCCCUGCUUUCUUCCUCUGCAGGAGUCUGUAUCUGUUCUGAACCUGUUCACCAGGAUCCGGUAG
Coregonus sp. 'balchen' is the source of this 6922-nucleotide messenger RNA. The record is from the annotation of a GenBank genome assembly. Lineage: Eukaryota; Metazoa; Chordata; Actinopteri; Salmoniformes; Salmonidae.